GUUUAAAGCUCUUGUUUAAUAAACACGCAUACACAUCACGCGUCUCAGGUUAGGUCACUUGGAAGGAAGAUGCAAUCGACCAGCAACAGAAGUAACAGUAAUAAUACCGUCUUUCUUGGAGUGGACGUUGGCUCUGGUUCAGCUAGAGCUGCCCUCAUCACUUCAGAAGGUCGUCUCCUUGCGAUUCAUUCCACCCCCUUCUCAACCUCUCGUCCAGCACCAGACUAUUUUGAACAAUCUAGUGAAGAGAUAUGGACAUCAAUCUGUACAUCUGUCAAAGCUGCCUUGGCUUCAUCAAAAGUUGAUCCUUCACAGGUCAGAGGCAUUGGGUUUGAUGCGACUUGUUCCUUAGUAGCUUAUACUUCAGGCACGCCCGAGACUGCGCGUCCGGUAUCUAUCUCCCCUAGUUCUAACUUUGAAGACCAUAGCCGAAACAUCAUCAUGUGGUGUGAUCAUCGUGCAAAAGAACAGGCAAUUCGUAUUACGGAAACUCAACAUGAGAUUCUCAAAAAUAUUGGUGGGACCAUGAGUUUAGAGAUGGAGUUACCCAAAACUCUAUGGCUCAAGGACAAUAUGUCCAAGGAACAAUGGCAAUCCAUUGGACGAUUGUUUGACUUGCCUGACUUUUUAACUUGGAAGGCGACGGGCGACUAUCUCCCUAGUCGAUGCUCUGUUGUUUGUAAAUGGUGCUACAAAGCUGGCCCUGAAGUUGGUGCUAAUAAGAGUAGUGACGAUGGGGAUAAAGCAAUUCAUCAGGGCUGGCCCGUGGAGUUCUUGCAACAAAUUGGGUUGGGCGACAUUGCAGAUGACGACUUUCAGAAGUUAUGUGGUGUUGGCAAUUCUGGAGGCAAGCAAGUCCACUUUGCAGGCGAGCAUAUUGGUGGGCUAAGUGAACAAGCAGCUAAGGAGCUAGGCCUGGUUCCAGGGACUGCUGUUGGGGGUGCCGUUAUUGAUGCUUAUGCGGGUGCUAUUGGUACUCUGGGAGCAAAAUUGAAUGGGCGGCAAGCAACUGUUGACGAAGCCAGUAAGCGGAUUUCUUCGAUCUGUGGAACAUCAUCCUGUUACCUCGUCAUGAGCGAUAGGCCCAUCUUUGUUCCAGGAGUAUGGGGUCCAUUCCAUGGAGUCAUGUUACCAGACAUGUGGGUUGCGGAAGGAGGGCAAUCUUCUACAGGUCAGUUAAUUGACCAUCUCACCAAAUCGCAUCCAGCUUACAAUGAGGCAUUAGAAAAAGCCAAAGCCUUAUCAGGCAGUCUUCAGAAAGAAGUGUCCGUCUACGAAUACCUCAAUCAACAUCUCGAAUCUUUGGCACAAAAGCAAUCACUACCUGAUAUCGCCUUUCUCACUAAGCGGCUUCAUAUGACCCCGGAUCAUCAUGGCAACCGAUCACCUUUUGCAGAUGAAACCAUGCGAGGCCUUAUCUCUGGAUUAGAUUUGAACAGCAAUUACACCAUUGAUGGUCUUGCUGCACUUUAUCUGGCUACGGUCCAGGCACUGGCCUUGGGCACACGACAGAUUUUGGACGCUCUAAGGAAAGCGGGCUAUGUUAUUGAGACAAUUUGCAUCUCUGGAGGGUUAUCGAUGAAUAGGGUCUUUGUUAAGGUCCUUGCUGAUAUCAUGCAGAUGCCCGUAGUUUUGCCAGGAAGUGGAGGGGAUGCCGCUGUAGUCGUGGGCGCUGCAGUUUGUGGUGCUGUCGCUUAUGAAUCCCAACAGAGAGGACCAGAGGCUAACAUGCAAGGUAUGUUAUGGGAUGCCAUGACGCGACUGACAGAGGCCUUGGAUAUUAUUGAACCCAUCCAUAAUCCAGAGUUACAGCGGUUUUACGAGAACAAAUUCAGGAUCGUAGAAAAAAUGCAACAGGAUCAGCGCGUUUACAAUGAAAUCAUGGCAUCAUAAAAAGGGAUCAUGGAGAAAUAUCCCUAGAUCUAUGUAGAACAAGGGUAGAAAAAUAAAAACAAAUCAAGGAG
Messenger RNA from Lobosporangium transversale, 1964 nucleotides. RefSeq lists its product as hypothetical. The transcript is spliced from 2 exons. Gene Ontology annotation, molecular function: phosphotransferase activity, alcohol group as acceptor; kinase activity. Gene Ontology annotation, biological process: carbohydrate metabolic process. The record is from RefSeq and is a predicted model, not a curated record. NCBI's taxonomy places the organism in Eukaryota, Fungi, Mortierellomycota, Mortierellomycetes, Mortierellales, Mortierellaceae. Bases 70 to 1893 code for a protein of 607 amino acids.